Messenger RNA from Lethenteron reissneri (Far Eastern brook lamprey), 8997 nucleotides. RefSeq names its product ras and Rab interactor 2-like. Gene Ontology annotation, biological process: vesicle-mediated transport; signal transduction. NCBI's taxonomy places the organism in Eukaryota, Metazoa, Chordata, Hyperoartia, Petromyzontiformes, Petromyzontidae. The record is from RefSeq and is a predicted model, not a curated record. Gene Ontology annotation, molecular function: guanyl-nucleotide exchange factor activity; small GTPase binding. Gene Ontology annotation, cellular component: cytosol; endocytic vesicle.
GGGAGGGGGAGCAAUGUUCUUCACGUUUCUCUAUCUCUGUGUGGUUUUUUUUAAAUGCCGCUUUUAUUUCAUUAUUUCUCCGCUUUAAGACCCAGAACUCCCUCUCUCUCUCUUUUUUUCUUGCUUUUUCUCCUCCUCCUCCUCCUGCCGCUGCUGCUGCUCUUUAUUCUGAAGGCAACAAGCGAGCAGCAGCUGACGUCACCGACAAAAAACACAGACGGACACACACGGAGACAACACACGGAGACAACACACUGAGACACACACACACUGAGACACACACACUGAGACACACGGACAAACACACACACACACGGACACACACACACGAAGACACACACACAAACACACGGAGACACACGAAGACAUACACACACACACACGGAUACACACACACACACGGACACACACACACACACGGAUACACACACACAAACACACGGAGACACACGGACACACACACACACACGGACACACACACACGAAGACACACACAAACACACGGAGACACACGAAGACACACACACACGGAUACACACACACACACGGACACACACACACGAAGACACACACACAAACACACGGAGACGAAACAAAGUGGCGAGCAAGGCGGGAGAGGAUGAGUCGGUGGUGCUGGACAUGAGGAGGAGGCGGAGGAGGAGGAAGAGGGACGACGAUGUAGUUCCCGGCGGAGAUUCUUCAACUUCUACUCGCACCGGCCUCACGCUUUGUUGGAUUUACGUUGAUGUCAGAAGACAAAGGACGCCUCCACAAUGGCAGUCACUUCUGGCCCCAGUAAACUUCAGAGGAUGAUGGACGAGUCCGGCUGCGAGCCCGACUACGAUGAGCUGGAGGAGCGGCCCCCGCCGGCGCGCUCCUGGUGCCUGCCGCGGCAGCCGUCGCGACGCAACAUCAGCGUCCUCGACCGCCUCAUCCUCUCGCACCCCGUGUGGCUGCAGCUCACCGUGAACCCCGCCAAGGCCAUGCACAUCUUGCAGAGGGAGCCCUGCGGGGCUUUUUUAGUGAGAAGAUCAUCCACCAUUCAGAAGAAAAUUCUUUCCGUGCGUCUCUCGAGCGAGGAAGGAUCCUGCUUCGUCAAAGACUUUGCCAUCAUCGAAACGCAGUCAACUUUCUCUCUGGAGGGAUCCAGUAUUAGUUUUGCCGACCUUUUCCGCCUCGUUGCCUUCUACUGUGUAAGCAGGGACGUGCUGCCCUUCACACUCAAGCUGCCGCACGCCAUUGACGCCGCCACGUCCGCCAAGGAGCUUGAGGCCAUUUCUCACCUGGGAAUAGAGUUUUGGAACUCCUCGCGCAACCAGAGGAAGGCCGAGCGUGGCACAGGCGACACCGGUGACAUGGGCGGGAGCCCGUCGGUGCGCACGCGGGCGCCCUGCCAGCUCGCCACGCCCAAGGGCCGCGCCCUUUGCUUCAUCAACCCCCUCUUCCUGGAGGAGCACACGGAAGGGGCCUCGCUGCGCCGCGCCUGGAGCCGCUCCGCCGGAGGCGUCCGGGUCUCCACGGAGACCGGCACGAGCCAACUGUCCCCGCCGCCGCGCCCGCCCCCACCCGUUCCCCGCCGCCGGGGCAGCUCCAACGACGGCGCGGGCUCCCGCAACGGCAACGACCUCCGGCACUCGCUCUCGGGAGAAGGCGACGAUGCCGCAGCCGUCGCCGCCACCCACCGAGCCGGCUCGUCCGACUCCGGCGUCGUCCCCCCGCGCCGUGAGCCGCCCGACGUGAACGGCCACGCUGGCGGAGGCGGCUGCGGCGGCGGCAGCUACGAUGUCCCGAAGGCGCCGAUGGUGAGGCCAGUGCCUCCGCCCAGGCUGAAGAAACUGUCGAGCUCGCCCGUUGAAAAGAAACCGCUGUCUACGCAGGGCAGGGUGGCCAAGGUGGGCUGGGUGGCGGACCACGUCGAUCAUGUGCAGUUGGAGAGGGCCCCGUCAGAAGAGAAGCCCCGGGAGCGGCAGGAGUCGGAGAGCGCGGACACGCCAACGGGUUACCGGGUCCCGCUUUCCUCCGCGCACGCCUUCAGCGGGAGCUGCUUCUUGACGAACGGCAACGAUUCUCUGGCGGACGACCAGGGCUCGGACACUCUGAGCAACGAGCUGCUCAGCGACGACCAGAGCCUGUUUGACUUCAUCGCCGGGAAGGUGCCCGCCAUCCCCGAGCUCGACUCGGCCUCCAUGAGCAGCAUGGAGGAGGAGGAGGACGACGAGGAGGAGGAGGAGGAAGGCAUAUUCGGCGAAGUUCUGGAGGUGGACGAGACCGAGAGCAGCUACCAGACGCCGCCGGCGCUACGCCGCUCCACCGCGCUGGCGCUGCGAGGGAAAGUCCGCUCGAGUUUUCGCAAGUUCAGCGAGGUGCUGCACCUGCUGCUCACGCCGGAGCGGCGCGUCGUGCGGAAGAUUGUGGAGUUGGCACAGGAGAAGCGCUCGUACUUUGGCUCUCUCCUGCAGGACUACAUCACCUUCAUACAGGAGAACGGCAACAACUACCAGAGCAGCUCGGACCUGUUGCAGGCCGUCCGGCAGCUCCUCAACCAGCUCAAGGCCUACCUGCUGCACACCCACGAGCUUGAUCCGCCCAUCGAGUCGCUCAUUCCCGACAGCGACAUCGACGCGGUCAUCGAGAAGGCCCUGCACAAGUGCCUGCUCAAGCCGCUCAAGGGCCAGGUGGACGCGUGGAUGCGCGACUUCCGCUCGGUGGACGGCAGCGCGCGACGCCUGCGCGAGAACCUGCAGCUCGCCCGCGAGAGCAGUCUGGCCGACUUCGGGGCCGGCGGCGUCGGGGGAGCGGCCGGGGGGGCGGCUGGGGGGGCCGGUGCAGGGGCGGCGGUACGGCUCCCCAACGUGCCGGACGCCGCCUGCCUUGAGCGGAUCCGUGUCACCCUGGCGCACAUGCAUGCCACCUACUCGCCCUCCAAGAAGGUGCUGCUGCUGCUCAAGGCGUGCAAGUUCAUCUACGACGCCAUGGGAAGCGGCCUUGGCACGAUGUUUGGGGCGGACGACUUCAUGCCGGUGCUGAUGUACGUGCUGGCGCGCUGCGACAUGCCGUUCCUCGACAUGGAGGUGGAGUACAUGAUGGAGCUGCUCGACCCGUCGCUGCUCAGUGGAGAAGGGGGCUACUAUUUGACAACGGUGUACGGCGCCCUCUUCCUGCUCAAGAACUACCACCAGGAGGAGGCCGGAUGGCGGCUCAAGACGGACGCACGCGACUCCUUGCGGCAGUGGCAUCGCCGGCGCACGGUCAACAACAAGGACCUGCCCUCCUUUGAUGACAUUCAGAAUUUCAUCCGCGUGGCUUUCCAGGACAGCGGCUGCACGGGCAAGACCCUGUCCACGCAUCCGUACGCCACGACGGACGAGGUGUCCCGCCUGUGUGCCGACAAGUUCCGCGUGCCGGACCCGGCCAACUUCGGCCUCUUCCUGCUGGUGGACGGCACGUGGCAACAGCUCGCGGUAGACACGCACCCGCUCAAGAUCAAGGCCGAGCUCCACAGCAAGGAGCGCCUGCAGCCCUUCUUCUUCAUCUACCGCCGCCUGGGCACCAGCCCCCUGCCCUCGCCUGGGCCCUGAGGAGGCCCCCGUCGGGGAGGUUUGCACCACGGAGGAGGCGGGGAGGUAUGGAUUUAAGAGCGAUCUGGCAACUACUCCUUUGACGGCUGGGAAGUGACCCAGCCUGGUUCACGGACCAGGGCCUAAUUGGGCUUGACCUGGAUUCCCGUGGCAGCCUUGCCGGGCUGAGCCAGCGGCCACCAACUGGGCCGCGUGGCUCCCUGUCAGUGCGCCACGUAAGGGUCCCUUUGCCCUCGGAAAAACAGUCGCGAUCUCACGGGGUCAACGUAGAAGACAGACCGGCGAUCGUCGGCGUCUCUCGCUUAGGUCAACUUGCAGGGUUGUGUUUUGGAUUAAAUAACUUGAAGUUGUUUUUAAUACCACAGCUGAAUCCACAGAUUUGUUAAUUUUUGAAACUGCAGUUGUUUCUUUCGGACCGUGGUUGGGAAGGGUGUAGGGGGUUGUGUGGGGGACGAAGGGGACGAAGGGGACGAAGGGGCCAAGUUCACAGACCGCGCGUGGCUUAUGGAACAUUGAGACAAAACCCAAGUGGUCCUACGCCAUCCGUGUCGUGACCCAGCACGGCUUCCCGUCUUGUUUCUUAAGUGGUCGUUGGAAACGCAGUUCAUUAUUCGUGACUCUUAAACUCUACUCCCUUUUUGCGGUGCCCUAUAACUUGACAGAAAGAAGUGAGCCACUGUUAGCCACGUGUGUUUUAACACGCACAGAAUUCAGCAACGGAGGCACUACGAACGCACUUGAAUUGUGACCUCAUUGUGGAGUUCCCAUGCACUUAGAAUACGAUGCAGUCCAGAGAGAGACCGUGACGUCACGAUCCAAGCCAGGGGUGUAGGGGCAGCGUUGGGAAUCGCUCAUCUGCCCGCAGGGCCAUGGUGCCUGGUCACGUGGACAGCUUUGGCGAACGCGACGUCGCGUGCGUUGGCCAGAGUGACCUCGCUUUCAUCUUAUUGGGCCAUCUGUGAAUAAAGAGCUUCACAGCUCAUCGGAUUCCUCCAGUCUAAAUAAAGAUUGUGUAUUCGCGAGCGGCGACGUCUCACGAGCGUCACGGGCGAAGGAGGCGCGUGAGGAUGCCCGUUGGCAACGGCGAGCGGCGCACCGAGUUGAUCGCCGGGCGUUCGUGCACCGUUGCUGUUCGCUGGUGGCCGUAGCUUGGACACACCCCCUGACGGUCCCAGCUGUCAUCACUGCCUCGUUUUUACCCACCGUCGUUGCCGACGUGUCAAUUAUUGUGGGAUAGUUGUGUAGCGCGACACUUAAAUUGCCAAUCGUGAACGCGGUAAUAUUUACUCGUAAGUCUGCAAUAAAAAAGUCCACGAUUGGCUCCGCCAGCAUCCUCCCCUCACCUCCGCAAAUAUUCGUCUGCAUCCUGCCAUUACGUUUUUCAAAAUGCUAUUCCUCGUGCUCCCCACGGUUCUUGUUUACAGUUUUACCAAUCUUGGUUCACACUCAGAUACAAGUCAUUACGACAUCUUUGGUGCAUAUCUGGUGACAACAAUACAAAUGUGUAAACUGUGUGGGGAGCAAGGAAUGGAUUAUUGUCCAUUGGCUGGCCGAGAGCUGGAGCCCUUUGUACUUAAGUGCGUAACAGUGGUAGCAUUUCAUAUUUCGUGGCAAUUUUCUUUUGCUUAGUAUCAGCAGAUGUACAUUUUACCUAUUUAUGGCUUCUUCUGUGGGCCUGAGCUGGCUUUGGAGCACAGGUGAGCAAGAUUUAAAAAAAACAAUUACUUGAAUACGAACUUAGAACAUUUCUUAAGUUAAUUUGAUUUUUAAAGUUAAGAACCUUGCUGAGCAAAGCACUAAUUAUUAAAUAUAAGCUACCUAAAUAUAGAGCAAUUACAAUACUGUACUCUAUCUGUUUUUGUGGCCAAAAUAAGUUCAAUACUGUACUAAAUUCUCAAGUGCCAUCAAAUCUCAUGGAGUGGCAUAUUGUGUCAUUUUCUCCUGGACAUAUGUUAAUCCAUCUCUUAUCCUGUAGCCGAGUUAUUUGCAAAGUAAAAUACCGAUCAUAUCUGAAAACUUUAAUCAAUGCCCUAACUUUUCAUAAUAAAGGUUUUUGGGUUAGAUCGCGUUAUGGAUAAAUGUGUCGCAACCGUCCACCACCCGACACGGCCAAUCAGUAAAAAAUGUGUCACGUUAACAAAAGAUAAAUAGUUCACUACUUUAGCCCACCGGUGUGUUGAAGAAUGGAUCCACAACAUUUACAAUUUGAGUACGACGCUUCGCUGGAAAUUCCAUCCAGCAUCUUCGGGCGAUUUGCCAGAAUAGGAAAGCCAUCCACCUGCUUCCGGUCUUAAAUAGAGCAGCAGGGUGACGUCAUCAUUGUUGAACCCAUCAGGAUUCGAGCUCAGAGGCGGAGGUGGGAGUGUAUGCAAUUAUGUAAUAGAUCAGUAAUCAGCCACUUAGCAUGUGACUCACCUGUAAGGAAUUGCAAUGUGUUGUGUAUUACUUAAUAAUAUGCUUCCAGGCUGCGCUGAGUCUAUAGCUAUCACAGCGAUUAAAAUUAUUUGAAUUAUCAAUUUCAAUUGAUUCUCUAACUAAUCUUAGCCAGUGAUAAUUAGUCCUGCAUAACACUUCAACGUUAUCAAAAUCAAUUGAAUGUCCUUGUUGGCAAGCAUGCUCUGCCACUGCUGACAGCUGUGUUUGGGAGAAUUUAAUGUUCCUUUGGUGUUCUUUUAGUCUUACGCCAAUGUUACGUCCCGUCUGUCCAAUAUAACACUUGCCGCAUAAGCAAAUGUCCCAACUCAGCCCUUGGUUGUAUCUGAAACUCAUAUUUGCUGAGCAGAAAUGAGAUUCAACUCGGAACCAUCAUCACAAUGUUUUAAGUCCUCUUAAUCGGCCAUGAUCUAUCCACUACUGCACGGAAACCUCUUCGUAUAACAGUAAGUUAACUUUUAUUUUGCUCAUGUAUCUUACACCCAACAAUGCAGCCAUCAUUACCAAGUUGUUCUCGAAUUUAAAAACCUGCGGUUAAAUUGCAUUCGGUUGUUGUGACGAGUGUCUUAAACACAUCAGAGAUGAUUUAUUAUAUUUUCAACCAUGUGUUUGUGGCUUUAUUAAAAUUUUUGGAAGACAUCCUAAUGCCAACCUGAAGCAAUUUUCCUCAGCCGACUUGCAUUCUGCAUUUGCAUUUUAGUACCUUACUCACAGAAUAUCAGCGUUGCUGUGCCAUUUUUUAUAAAUGUUUUUUUAUAUCUAAAUGUUUUGUUAUUUAGGCCCUGCUUUGUGAACGCUUGGAUGACUUAUCAAUUUCCCACGGAAUUCAUGCUUUUUUUAAAGUCUUCGAUGGCUCGGCAUCAAGGUAUUCGAUAUUCGUUAGAACUUUCAGUAUCUGAUCGUGUGUGUAUGUGGUUGAUGGUAGAGAAACAUUUCUGAAACGCAGAUUACUCCUGUGGUUGGUUGGCCAUCAUUAUGUUCUCAAUCAUCUUCCUAAACAAUUUCUAUUCACGUGAUAUGACGCUAUUUGUCCACGUGGCAAAUGUGUCUUAUAAACAUUCACCUGCACAAUAAACAUUCACCUGCACAAUCUAUUAUCAUACUGUCUACUUAAGAUCGUGUUUUUACUUGACAUUUUAAUAUUAUGUAUACUGUAUUGAUCUCUUAUAUCAGUGUAUGACAGCAUACUCAAUAUGGCAAUAUUGGCAUAUACGAUGCAUUGAUGUCAUGUAAUAAAUGUAUAUAUUAUGGAUAAUUGGGAUUUUUUUGUUAUCUUGCGAUAUCACAACUUCCAUCAGGUUGGAAUUCGCGCAGUGCACUAACCCGACGCGCCACUUCUCGAUGAAAAAUAAUGAUUUCUUUUUGGGGCAGUGAACAGCUGCUCCUAGCCGUGACACGUGCUGCACAGCCUGGUAAUGUUGUCAGAGCAUGGGGCCAAACUUGGGUAAUCAGAAAAAAAGCCUUGUUCAAAUGUAUUAUGAGAAUGUUCAGUGUUCAGGCAGCCACUGAAAAAGUGAAAAAAACUGUCCAAAAUAUUCAUCACUAGUGAGGCCUGCUCAUAAACAACUGCCGUCGGAAAAAGACUGGACGUUACGGACAAGGGCAUUAGAUCACCACAGUGGCGGACGUUAAAGAAAAAACAAGUGGCUUAAAUUUAAUAGAAUUUAAAUUUAAUAUAAACCGAUAAGACAUCCAAAAGAGAGUGUCAUUAUUGUUACGUAAGAUUGGAGGCAUCACAUCUGAGGUGUCACUGAUGUUCUUCUUGGAGGACAAUUGGUUAAGGAGAGAUAUGAUGAAGUUAACUUUCCUCCGUAAACGUGGAGUUAUCUUGUAAUUUUAAGGCGGGAAAGCAUUCGGUACUUUUAGCGCAGCAUUUACGAGAACAACAAAAAUAAACAGUAAAACCUUGGAUCGCGAGUAGCUUGGUCUGCGAGUGUUUUGCAAGACGAGCAAAAGUUUUAAAUAAAUAUUAAUUUGAUAAACGAGCGAGGUCUUGCAAUACGAGUAGUACGUGUAUACGCUUUGUCUGCCGAGCGUCACGUGAUCACAACUGAUGUACGAGUGCUUUGGAUUACAAACACGUUUCUGGAACGAAUUAUCCUCGCAAUCCAAGGUUUUACUGUAUUUUGGCCACGUCUGUCGCAUCUUAAGUGCCGGAAACGUGAUGAUGUGUCUUGGGGUGGGUUUCUAGAUGUGGUCUGGGCAUACCAACACUGUCAAUGCUCUUGGACAACAACAUGUUUUUUACCCAGCCGUUGAUAAAAAAAAAAUAUUGCACCACUGGUUUCUAGGAAAAGACAUCGUUCCAAAAAGUGUAUUUUUUAUUAUUAUAGUAAAUAAAACUGGCAUAGUCAUUGGCAAUUUAAUACUUCCCGUGCAGCCAACCGCUCUGUGCGUCGUCAAUUUUAUGAGAGUGGGGGGGUAUCGUCAUGAGAAAUGCAUUGCGAAUUGCAUUUGAAGCGAGAGAGAGGGGCUUAGUAGUUAAGUGCGGUGGAUCUGAGAAAAGUCUUGAAUUAAGUGGCCUUGCAGCAUCGGGAAAGUGUCCAAGGAGCCCCCCGGCCUGACUGAUUGCAAUUUCGCAGUCUCCGUCAGGGAUCGUGUUCCUCUUUGUUCAACGCGCCAGUUGUUGGAAUGAUGGGAAGUGAAAAAGGUGGUGGCUUUUUACAGUGGUCUUGCAUGUAUGCACUUCGAUACUUGUGUGUGUGUGAUGUAGAACAAAUAUGAUGCAAUAGUGGAGUAGUUGACAUCACAUCAUAAUGUACUCUAUGUAUUAAUUAGAAUGCAUAAAACAAAACUUGUGAUCAGGCUCCCUGUUAAAUGAUGCCCACUGGUACGGUAUGGGCUUCAUCAUAGGCUUGAAGGACUGUUUAACUUUCACACGUCUGUUUCUGAAAGCUAAUAACUGCGCUAUUCAUCGUUAAUAUCGUGUGUAAAGCACUGUUUUUAACACUAUGUAAUAUUUGUAUGCAAGUAAACCGUUUUUUUU